GUCUGGAACAUAUUGAUUCGUUUACAUAAACAUCAUGCUAGCGGACGCCGGGCAGAGGGUCUCGUACAGAUCCGCGCAUCGCCAUUAGCCAGACCGCGCGGAUCCUCAUUUUAAAUAUAUGCAAAGUCGAUAAAAAGCACAUCUCACCAGCACCAACGCACCACUUCUCCCCUCUUCCCAUACUUACAUCAUACGCCAUCCCCUCUUAAUCCUAAUAUACUACCUACCUACCUCUUAUUAGAUAUCUAAAAGAAACUUCUAUCAUCCUAAUUCUUAAUUACCAUCCAUCUAUCACACACACCCAACCCUCCAAAAUGCCUUCCCUCACCAACCUCAUCACCCCCCUAGCAGCCUUCCUCCUAGCCUCCGCCACCACAGCCCUCCCCACCACCACACCCGUCAGCCCGGCUCCGGCCAUAGCGGUGAGAAGCACAAGUUGCACAGGCUCCGGCAACACCACCCAGCUGUACGCAAGCGAUCUGUACCCCUUGUUCCCAGGGGACCCGGACCUAGCGAAGCCGGCAACCGAGGACUUCCACGUGCAGUACAACAACCAGACGGGGUUAGCCAUCUCGCAAGCGGCGCACUUCGGGGGGCUGCCCAGCGGCGCGACGGGGUGCGCGUUCGGGUGGUCGCAGGACGACGCGUCCGUCGGCGUCCUGGUCGCCGGCGGCGACGGCCUUUUGGCCGGACGCCAGCUCUCGGGGUUCCCCUCCGAUGCUACGGCGGCGCGUGGCGUGUCCUCCGCGGCCGUAGCGCCGUUCGAUACCGCGAGCCCCGAGGAUGCUUUCCAGACGGAGUUUACCGGCUGGGAUCGCGAGGCCAAGGGGACGUAUCAUACCUCUGGGCCGGGCAAGAUUACGUGCGCGGAGGACGUGUACUUGAUUAUUGAGAAGCCGAAGACUACGAAUGGGAAUGUGUUUUUGAAGAAGACGGAGGGGGCGGGGAUAUUUAUUGAGUAUAUGUGCUAAUUUUGGUUAUGAGUGGUGGGGAUAGAAAAUGGGUAUCGGGGAGUACGUGAAUUGGGUUGAAGGAUAAUGUUUUGAAACGAUCUGCUUUAUGAUUCUGGCGGCGCAUCAUGAGUUGUAUUGGGUUAUUUGAAAAGUAUUGAAUUCUCGUGUCUAUAUUAGGGUUAUUGUCCUUGCUCACUUUACAUAAUGGCUUAAUACUUCGCUUCUAGCAUCACCAAGUCAAUAUCAUAUAUUUUUGGAAAUGUUUCUUCUUUUACAUGCAUAGAGAUAUGUCUUAAUUGAAUCAAGAGUUGACUGAUGCACGAAUCGGGUUUUGCGCCAUCUGAAAGUAGUUUACAUUGACAGUCUACUUAAUCUC
Molecule: messenger RNA, 1329 nt
Organism: Annulohypoxylon truncatum
Lineage: Eukaryota; Fungi; Ascomycota; Sordariomycetes; Xylariales; Hypoxylaceae
Exons: 1
Coding region: 315-971 (218 amino acids)
Source: RefSeq, a predicted model, not a curated record